Struthio camelus australis is the source of this 2027-nucleotide messenger RNA. Lineage: Eukaryota; Metazoa; Chordata; Aves; Struthioniformes; Struthionidae. The record is from RefSeq and is a predicted model, not a curated record.
AUGGCGGCUGGCAGGCAGCAGGGUGAGGCGACGUGGGAGGCACCCCUGCGGCAAGGCGGACACGAGGCAGGACAAAAUAACAGGCCGCGCUGUUGCAAAGCGAUGAGCAAACCAGGAUGUGUUCUGACCGCGCAAUGCUUGUCGUGCAGUACCCUCUGCGUGAGGUCUCCCACGAAAGACCGAAUAUGCUCUCCUCCCUCUGCCCUGCGUAGUCUCAGCCAGCCGUCCUUGAGCCCUGAGGCAAACCGAGCUCUGCGUCGACCCGAACUGCGGCCAGAAGGGGAGACGCCACGGCCGCCUGGCUUCGAAACGCGCCUUCGCACGUUCCCCAGCGGGGGCAGCAGUGCAAGACAGGGGGCUACUAUCCCCCUGCGCCCCGCCGGCGUCCCCAGUGCUCCUUAUGGGCGCUGCCAGGCGGAGGGCUCUGCGAACAGGGCUCGUGAGACAGGCAAACAGCGCGGCCGGGAUAAUGGACUUCCGACCAGAAAUUCAGAGUAUUUCUUCUGCACACACCCUGAUCAGCCAUGUGUGAAGCAGCUAGUGGUGGCCAGACGCAGAGAGGACUACCGAUUAGGUGAACAGCGGGAUGGAUCUCAUAUGGAAACGCAUCAUAUCAGGAGCAACAAACUUGCUAUUAUUCUUCCAGCAGAAGAAGGAUCAGACGUUCGUGCGAACCGAAGUGUGUCCCUCCUCCUCAGCCCCACGCUCUCCCUCCCGGCUCGGAACAUAGAGCACAAAGCUGCUUUAAAUGACCCUGGCACUGCAGUGAGCUCCUCUGGUUUUGAGUGUGAAGACAGCGGGAAGGAAAGCGACAUACAACCAAUCUACGUUCCAUUUCUCAUUGUCGGAUCGAUAUUUAUUGCCUUCAUUAUUGUGGGCUCUUUGGUAGCUGUUUAUUGUUGCACAUGCUUAAGACCUAAACAACCAUCGCAGCCCAUACGAUUUUCUCUUCGGAGCUAUCAGACCGAGACCCUUCCCAUGAUCCUGGCCUCGACGAGCUUCAGGACGCCGUCGAGACAGUCCAGUACCGCCACGAGUUCCAGCUCCGCCGGCGGCUCGGUUCGCAGGUUCUCCUUCGCCCGGGCAGAGCCGGGAGGCCUGGUGGCGUCCUCACCUCCGCCCUACACAUCUGGCUGCUUCCAGGCAGCCCAUUCUGUGCACCUGCCUCAGCCGCCGGGGUUUCUGGUGUCACCCCCGUACUUCGGGUACCCUCUCCAGCCAGAGCCUGCCCUAGCCAGCAAGAGCUGCUCUGAUUUUAGUCAGAGCUGAAAGGCGUUAUCAAGAAACCGUGCUGCCCUAGGAAGUGCAAGGACCGCUGCUGGGCAUGUUUCGCGCUAACGUGCUCCGUGACUGUGGGAGUCAGAACAGUUCGAGUGGGUGAGUCGCCCUUGAAAAGCGCAAGAUCUCAUAGAAUCAGCCUUGUACGAAGAAACAUUUAGUUUACUGGCCCAAACGUGGAAUUACAAUUACUAUUCACAAUUACAAAUGAGUAUUACAAGCUUAAUUGCUUUAAAAACUGACUGCUCUGAUAGUUUGGUCUAAUUUAUGCAGAACAUAUUCAGAGACAGGUAGAAAAACUGUUUUGGGAUAAAAGUAUUCAUUUCAUAGUGUCAUAAACAAUAUUUUAACCCUAAAUGAUAUUAACUUAGUUAACAAAGUGGCUGCAUUGGGCACAUCUAAUUGUCAGAGUAGUUCUGUAAAGCAGCAAUACGACUGAGGAAGUAAGAGAGAAGACUUGCUAAAAUGAAGAGCUUGAGCAUCCUAAAAACAGCUGACUGCUUCCCACACCCAUGAGCAAUGAAAAUAUGAGGAAGUGCAUUACUAUAGAUAUCCAAGUGUGUGAGUUUUUUUAAUGCACAUACUAUAUGUGAAAUUACACUGCAUAAUUUUAUUAGUAAACUACUAGUAAGGAAGAUAAAAAUAUUUUAGUAUUAGUUAGACUAGUUGAAAACAUGCCGAUCCCAAGCAGCCAAAUAAUUAUAUAUGGGAAAAGCAGAAUGUAUUCAAUAAUAACUUCUCAGCAUAAA